Molecule: messenger RNA, 9333 nt
Organism: Coregonus sp. 'balchen'
Lineage: Eukaryota; Metazoa; Chordata; Actinopteri; Salmoniformes; Salmonidae
Source: the annotation of a GenBank genome assembly
AUGCAGACCAAUGAGCCUGAGGGGGGACCAGGUACUGCACGCCUGUCCAAGAGGGACCCCGAUGGGAUCCCAGCUAGCAGUGAGAAGUUGCUGUGGGCCGGAGUUGUUGGAGGGAGCUCGUCCAAAGACUAUUAUACCCUGGUGGAGGAUCCUGGUGAUGGAGUUGAGUGGCAAGUUGCUCACCCAGUGGUGAGAAUGCAAGGAGGAAGGCUACACUUGUGACUGCUGAACUUAAACCCUUACCCCCUUGUAACCCUCUUGGAGCCUUCUCAGAUCUGUGGGGAGCCAGACCUGGUGCUACACACCCAAACACCAGGUGAAGUUGAGGUGGCUGUGCAGACAGUUCAGCUACAGCCUGAUGGCCAACCCCCUGUAAAUCUUCAACCGGUAGAGAGACUGGAGCCAACACAGCAACAAAGGCUCCAUGCACUCCUAGCCCAUUGGUCAAGUGUGUUCUCUGCCCAUGAGGAUUUUGGUAAGUCUGAUGCUGUCCUACAUCACAUUCCCACAGGUACUGACGGGGGGUCGGCGGACACUGUGGCCCCAUCCGAUGAUACCCCCGGACAGGGCCAACCAGGCAGGAUAUAACCCCACCCACUUUGCGAAAGCACAGCCCCCACACCACUAGAGGGAUAUCAACAGGCCACCAACUUACUACCCUGAGACAAGGCUGCGUAUAGCCCAGGAAGAUCACGUCUGACUCAACCCACUCAAGUGACGUACCCCUCCUAGGCAGGGAAGAGCACUAGUAAGCCAGUGACUCAGCCCCCGUAAUAGGGUCAGAGGCAGAGAAUUACAGUGGAGAGAGGGGAGCCGGCCAGGCAGAGACCGCAAGGGCGGUUCGUCACUCCAGUGACUUGCCGUUCACCUUCGCACCCCCGGGCCAGACUACACUCAAUCAUAGGACCUACUGAAGAGAUUAGUCUUCAGUAGAGACUUAAAGUUCGAGACAGAGUCUGCGUCUCUCACAUGGAUAGGCAAACCAUUCCAUAAAAAUGAAGCUCUUUCGGAGAAAGCCUCCAGCUGUUUGCUUAGAAAUUCUAGGGACAAUAAGGAGGCCUGCGUCUUGUGACCGUGGCGUACAUGUAGGUAUGUACGGCAGGACCAUAUCGUAGAGAUAGGUAGGAGCAAGCCCAUGUAAUGCUUUGUAGGUUAGCAGUAAAACCUUUAAAUCAGGCCUAGCCUUAACAGGAAGCCAGCACUGGAGUAAUAUGAUCACAUUUUUUGGUUCUAGUCAAGAUUCUAGCAGCUGUGUUUAGCACUAACUGACGUUUAUUUAGUGCUUUAUCUGGGUAGCUGGAUAGUAGAGCAUUGCAGUAGUCUAAUCUAGAAGUGACAAAAGCAUGGAUUAGCUUUUCUGCAUCACUUUUGGACAAAAAGUUUAAGAUUUUUGCAAAGUUACAAAGAUGGAAAAAAGCAGUCCUUUAAAUAUUAUUAAUAUGUUUGUCAAAAGAGAGAUCAGGGUCCAGAGUAACACAGAGGUCCUUCACAGUUUUAUUUGAGACGACUGUACAACCAUCAAGAUUAAUUGUCAGAUCCAACAGCAGAUCUCUUUGUUUCUUUGGACCUAGAACUAGCAUCUCUGUUUUGUCCGAGUUUAAAAGUGUUGGCCUAGUGAUGAAAAGGGUUGGCCUAGUGAUACUUACCCUUACCUGCCCGUCAUGGCAGAUCUGUUUUCCAGACAAGGGUGUGCUGUCCCCACAAAAGACCAGACUGCAGAGACCACUGUAAAAGCCCUCUGGUCAGCUGUAGUGCAACACUGGGGUUGUCCUGAGUGGAUUUGGUCCGAUCAGGGGGUAGCUUUUGAAUCCGCACUUGUAGCCCAGUUCUGCCAGCUGGAUGGGUGUGCCAAGAUCCGAACCACUCCCUACCGCCAUCAGGACAACGGGGCCUGUGAGCUGUUUAAUCAAACAGUGUUAUCUCUCCUUGGGUCCCUGGGGCAAGAUGAGCAGAUGCGUUGGCCAGAGCAGUUGCCCGUGCUUCGCCAGGCAUACAACAACACUGAACAUAACAGCACCAGGCUUACCCCAUUCUUUGUAAUGAGUGGCAGGCAUGCCAGUCUUCCUGUUGAUGUGAUUUCAGGUGUGGAGGCCCCCACGCUGUGGAUGGACCUAGAUGGAUGGGUGAGGCACCAUCAUGACCAGCUACAAUGGGUCUACAGUCAGGUCAUGGCAAGGACCCGACAUCAGCAGGAGCGAGACAAACAGCGGUACGACAAGCGGGGAAAGGACCUUCCAUUGAUGGCUGGGGAAAGGGUGCUCCUGCGGAACUUCGGAUGACAGGAUCAGGGUAAACUAGCCCCCCGAUGGCAACCACAGCCUUUUGUCAUUCUAGGACACCUUCGGCCUGGACUGCCAGUCCUUCAUAUCCAACCAGAGGGAGGGGGACGAAUACGGACAAUUCAUCGGAAACCAUGUGCGGCCUUUCCCCUACCGACCUUCAAACCGCUCCCAGAUGCAACUCAUGGGUGGCUGCGCUGAUGAUGAACUGGGGCUGUGGAGCUGAGUGGUGAUCCAAGAGCAGUGAUUCUUCCUGUUUUCUCCUUACACUACUCUUGCUCUCUCUGGGCCGUUUUGCCACGCCACUGAAACCCACUAUUGUCGGCAGGUCUAUUUCCGUCUGUCUUCCUCUCGUUUAGCACUGGAGGCGGGUCCAUCGGUGACGUCAGCAAGCAGAGUCUCAGACCAGGCGCAUUCCAGGACAGGUAGCUGUGUGGAUCUGGAUAUCGCCAUUCAGAGACGUUUAUUUUAUUUUGUGGAGAUAUGGUUCUCGUCGGGCCCUAGAAGUCGAGAAUCUAUCCCCACCCUUUCUGUAUGUUGUCUGUCUUUCCCCCUCCUUAUUUUGUCCCAUAGCAGUAAAGAGUCUGUUAGAGGGGUUGGCAGAGUAGAGCAGGGCCAAGGGUGGGUCCCAUAUUGUGUGCAGCACCAGAGUGUACUUACCUGUUCUGGUCUUCUGUGUUGGGGUUAUGUGCUGGAGAACAUUAAAUCCUGUGUUGGGUGGAGUAAAGGGGUUCACACUAAACUGUGACAUGUACUGUCUUAAUUUGACCAGUUUCUUACAGGAGGAAAAUAAUCCUGCAGCAACAGGGAAUUAUGUGGAUUGUAAUUCAUGGACAAUUUUGUAGGGGUUGAUACAUUUUUCGUUAGGGCAAAUCAAUUUAAAAGUGGAAAUUAUGAACUUUAGAAGCCUUUUAAAAACUUGAAUACACUGCAAGUUUGCAUUUCCUGCUGUGCAAAUUAAGAUAUGACAUCUGUACAUAGGAAGGGAGAAAUGACUGGUAAAAAUUAUACCACACUGGUAAACAGUUCCCACCCCACAUCCGAGUGUCGUCCACCGUCUAAACCCUCAGGAUAGAGAAACUAUAUCCAUGAGCUCAGCGCUUGAAAGGAACUUUAAAUAACUUCCUUCUGCAAACACCACAUCACAAAUAGACACACCUCAGACACUCCAAACGAAAACAGUUUUUAGACAAGUCGGUGUGAUUGAUGUUUCUUUGGAACUCCUGUGUUUGUGAUGUGGAACUGGCAAUAAACAAAGAAACCUGAGACAUGGGAUCUGCUGCUGCUCCAUACACAUACAUGCUUCCUGUGCCAGAGGCAACUUAGACUGACAGGGAGCUGUGUUGUCUUCAUUUGGUCUGAACCACCAUUACUACUUCAUUGCUCAGAAAUGUGACGAAGGCUGCCGGUGAAACGUGUCUUUGUUUUGACCUCUGUUGCUAAAAAAAUAAGCCAUUAAAAGUUUUCCUUUCUUCCAGUAUAUGCCUUUUGACCCUAGCACCCACAUUUGUUUUAAUAUUUGAGCUGAGCACGCCAAUUUCUCUUCCUAUCACUAUGACUUGUUCCUCAUACAUGAAAUUUCAGUAAUCAGUAGUUUCUCAUAUGUUAAAAAUAAAGAUUGAAUUGCGUGUCAUUGGUUGUGCUCUUGUGGUUAAACAUUUGCAGUAUGGAUACGAAGACUCUGGGAAGUAAACAGGUGUUGCUGACCCUUCAAAAUGAAGGCUACUGUAUGAUGGUUUUAGAUAGAGUAGUGCUGUCUGGAUGUCAUGUUCCACAUUACACGUAAGGACAUACAUUACCAGUAGUUUUAUGUUUAGCAAAAAAUUGAUAAUUAAAAUAAUUGUUUGGACAAAUAAACCUUUGCUGCUGCACCUCUUUUACAUAUGUACUGAAUACAAUCAAAUCCUAUUCAAUCCGUAUACCAAGUUUCCAAGUCAAGAACAUGAUUAUUCUAAGGCUGCAAGAAUGCACAUUUGGAUUUGGGUCGUCCUCGGCCUGACCGGGUAGCAGUUCAGAGUAGGCCUACAUGACCAUCUAAGCCAGACAGUUGGAAGAAGGCCAGGACCAUUAUCUCUUGCCCAAGAGCAGUAAUGACAGACAAACAUUUCUCACACCUUCUGCACUUUUUGGCUCUAUCAGUCGGACAGAAUGGCCAGUUUUUUCUAACUAAACCAGUUGGAUGAAGCUCACUUAUCAGUCACGGAUAAGAAACAAAAAGCAGUAUAAAGGAGUUCCACCAGCACUCAUGACAGCAGCAACAUGACUUCUAUCAUUUUGGUCUUGGCCCUCGUUGCCAGCGGUAAGACCUUUUUGCAUUUUUACCAGACAUGGCAAGUAGAUCAGUGUGUUUAAAUUAUCAUUAUGUCUCAAGGAACAGUGUUUUCAAACGUUUUAUAUUGACCGACAAGCUAUGGUUUUUCCUCCAGCUAGCUAACCAUCUCAGCAUAGCCGCGUGAAGUAUUUUGGAGGUGGGGGUGCUGCAAAUAUUUCUGUCAACGAUGCAGAUUUUUGUUGUUGUUGCCUGUGCUGAUGACAUCUAUAUUGGUCCGCUAAUACAGGACUAGUAAAGGCCCAGUGCACUACUUAUGUGAAAAAAUUUAAACUAAAUGUAUUUGAGUGUUUACCAGCAUUUGUAACUUGAGUCUGAUAAUUAUCUGUACAAAACAGUUAAUCUGAUAAUACUUGUAGAAUAUACAAAUACUUGCUUGAUAAACACUACCGUUCAAUGGUUUGGGGUUACUUUGAAAUGUCCUUGUUUUUGUUUUUGUAUUUUGUCUAUUAAAAUAACAUCAAAUUGAUCAUAAAUACAGUAUAGACAUUGUUAAUGUUGUAAAUGGCUAUUGUAGCUGGAAACGGCUGAUUUUUAAUGGAAUAUCUACAUAGGCGUACAGAGGCCCAUUAUCAGCAACCAUCAGUCCUGUGUUCCAAUGGCACGUUGUGUUUGCUAAUCCAAGUUUAUCAUUUUAAAAGGCUAAUUGAUCAUUAGAAAACCCUUUUGCAAUUAUGUUAGCGCAGCUAAAAACUGUUGUGCUGAUUUAAAGAAGCAAUACAACUGGCCUUCUUGAGACUAGUUGAGUAUCUGGAGCAUAAGCAAUUGUGGGUUCGAUUACAGGCUCAAAAUGGCUAGAAACAAAAAACUUUCUUCUGAAAGUACACAGCGUUGUACGAGAUCUUCAGUUUCUUGGCAAUUUCUCGCAUGGAAUAUCCUUAAUUUCUCAGAACAAGAAUAGACUGACAAGUUUCUGGCCAUUUUGAGCCUGUAAUCGAACCCACAAUUGCUAAUGCUCCAGAUACUCAACUAGUCUCAAGAAGGCCAGUUUUAUUGCUUCUUUAAUCAGCACAACAGUUUUCAGAUGUGCUAACAUAACUGCAAAAGGGUUUUCUAAUUAUCAAUUAGCCUUUUAAAAUGAUAAACUUGGAUUAGCAAACACAACGUGCCAUUGGAACACAGGACUGAUGGUUGCUGAUAAUGGGCCUCUGUACGCUCAUAUAGAUAUUCCAUAAAAAAUCUGCCGUUUCCAGCUACAAUAGCCAUUUACAACAUUAACAAUGUCUACACUGUAUUUCUGAUCAAUUUUAUGUUAUUUUAAUGGACCAAUAAAAUGAUUUUAUUUCAAAAACAAGUACAUUUCUUAGUGCCCCAAACAUUUGAACAGUAGUGUAUGUUUUCCAGUUUCUUGAAAUACUUUGCAAAUGCAACUUAUUUCUAUGUGAAAACUGAAAUGGUCUAUUCAUUCCUUUUCCAUUUUAGUAGACGCUCUUAUCCAGAGCAACUUACAGUAGUGAGUGCAUACAUUUUCAUACUUUUUCCUUGUGGGGUCGAACUCACAACCCUAGCAUUGCAAGGGCCAUGCUCUACCAACUGAGCCACAUCAUCACAAACCACUUGUCUAAAUGUACUCAAUUACUGUAUUGUGCUUUGUUUUUCUUUCUUCAUGGUGAUGGAAAGUCUUCAGGUGUAAACCUAGAUGACCAGCUUAUGUCCAAUACAGUAAUGUACAAUUACAUUAAGUGGUUUGUAAGGAUGAUAUUAUUUGAUCAAGAAAUAUAUUGAAUUUGAUGUGGAUGUUUUGUGUCUUUGCCUAUAACUUUGCACCUUUUGAUGUAAAUGUUUGAGGACAGGGUUUUGUUCUUUCUGGAUGCCAUUAAAAUGACAAUUGCAGAGAAAGGGACAGGGCAACAACUCUUACAAUUACAACAAUUCAAUCCCGCCCUAUAUCGGUCCGCUAAUACUAAUAAAAAUAAUAACUACUACUUUUAUUAAUAACUAAUAAAAGGCCCAGUGCACUACUUUUGUGUAUUAAUAUAUUUUUUCUAUUCUGAUUUUUCAGGGGGUGCUGCAGCACUGUCAGCACCCCUACUUCCUGCGUCUAUGCAUCUCAGGGACUUGCCAGUAACACACCACUGAGAAACACUGGCCUAGAAUAGGACAUCUUGACAGCCCUAUACAUAGCCUAUAUUCAGGAAGUACACUGAAAUUCCAAUUAUCUUCAAUGCUUUUCAAUGAGGAACAUUUGGAAUUGGAAUUUGGUUCACUUUCUGAAUUGACUGCAAUUGAAUUGGAAUGACCCCAAACCUAACUUGUAAAUACAGUACAUAGAUCUAUCUGCAACCCUCCAUAUAAUAAGUCCUGGAUGUCCCUCUUCCUCGUCUGCAGCAUAUGGCUGUGGAACCCCAGCCAUUAAGCCUGAUACAACCCGCGUGGUCAAUGGCGUGGAUGCCCGCCCCAACAGCUGGCCUUGGCAGGUGAGGAUGUCGAGACAUGGGUUUCGUUCAAGAUGCUUCAAAUGUUAACUAAAUGUUUCAAAAUGUAAACAGUGCUGAAUGUAACUUUAAAUAGGUAAAGUGAUGGAGGUGCUGACUGACUGAAACUUUUAAUGGUAAUGGACCUUACAGGAAUGUUUAGAUGGAAUAAACUAUAGUGUUCAUUGUAUCGACUGUAAAUCAUUGAUAGUUUUGAGUAAAAGGAAAGUGUUUAUGGUAUUGACUGUGAAGUGUUGAUGGAGCGGACUCUAAAAUGUUACGUUUAGGCUAAUUGCUAAGUGCUGUAAGAGUCUACUGAUCAUCGUCUGUCUCUGUAGAUCUCUCUGCAGUAUGAGAGGAAUGGUGAGUACAGACACACCUGUGGUGGAUCCCUCAUCGCUACCAACUGGGUUAUGACUGCUGCCCACUGCAUUGAGUAAGCCAGCACACACACAGACACACUGCUGGUAAUUUUAAAGAUGUUGACCAGCACAAAACAGUAAAAAAAGAAGCAAUUGUCUUUGACCAAUGUGAAGAGGGGUAGGCUUAAAGCUCUGCAAAAUGAUGCUUCAUGGGCCAGUUUUUUCCCUAUUCCUCCAUACAGUCUGAACCUGAAUUAUCGUGUGGUUGUGGGCAAACACAACCUGGCAGAGGCUGAGCCCAGUGCUCAGGCCUACUUCCCAGCUAAGAAAGGAAUCAUCGUGCACAAACACUAUAACCCUGUCCUCCUGUCAGUGGGGUAAGUUGGGCAAUGGCUUGUAAAAUGGCUUGUAAAAUGGCUUGUAAAAUGGCUUGUAAAAUGGCUUGUAAAAAUACAGGUAAAACUUUACAUUUACACUAUUAAUACAGAAUAUUCAGAUUUAUAAGGAAUAAGGAGUUUAUAACUUUUUAAGUAUUACUUCAUAAAUAGUUUAUACAUGUUGGUGGAAAAUUGUGUGCUUGUCAUUUAGCUGGCUUCCAAAUACUGAACUUAUAUAUGGUUUCAAUGGCCAUAAUAACAGUAAACUAGUAAUCAGUAACAGUUUCUGAUCUAUUCUGAUCCAUUCAUACUCUCAUUUCCCUAACGACCAGCAAUGACAUCGCCAUGAUCAAGCUGGCAGAGCAUGUGACUCUGAGUGACCAGGUCCAGCUGGCUUGUGUCCCCGCCCCCGGAACCAUCUUGUCCAAUAAUUACCCCUGCUACAUCACCGGCUGGGGAAGACUCACCAGUGAGUGAUGAGUGGUGUGUGUGCGUGUCCGUGCAUGCAUCUGUGUCUGUGACUUUGCCUGUGUGUAAUGCCAAGACAGCUUACUGUAUGUCUGUUCUCUUCCAUUACAUUCAUGCUCAUUAUCCCCCUGCUGUGUGUGUUCCAGCCGGAGGCCCCACCCCUGACACCCUGCAACAGGCCCUGAUGCCCGUGGUGGACCACAAGACGUGCACCCAGAGCGACUGGUGGGGCGUGUCCAUUCGCAGGUCCAUGGUCUGUGCCGGAGGGGACGGAGUGGUGGGAGGCUGCAACGUGAGUCAGACACAUACACCCAUAGGGCUCUGGUCAAAAGUAGUGCAAUAUAAAGGGCAUAGGGGGCCAUUUUGGAGCAGACAUUGUCCAUAGUUGCCUAUAGUUGGGCUGAUGUCUCAACGCCCAGGUAUGCAUUUACAAAGAUAUGGACGACAGCUUUCAAUUUAUAAAGGAGUCAAAAAUACAAGAGAUACAAGCUAAAAAAUAAAGAUACAAGAGAUUCAAGCAAAUGUGAUGAGCAUUAUAUUGUCAUCAACCUAUGUGGUAAACAUUUCAAAGAUAUGAAGUGUUUUAUGUUCUCUAAGUGACAUGUCCUGUUCCAGGGAGACUCUGGUGGCCCACUGAACUGUAAGAACUCUGCGGGAGUAUGGGAGGUGCAUGGCAUUGCUAGCUUCGUCUCCGGCCAGGGCUGCAACUACAUCAAGAAGCCCACCGUCUUCACCCGCGUCUCCGACUACAAUGAGUGGAUUGAUGAGGUAACCAGAGUUGCUGAUGACCAGAUCACUAAACACAUCGCUAUACAUCAUCACACAGGGUUGAGGUCAAUUCCAUUGCAAUUCAGUCAAUUUAGGAGCUAAACUGAAAUCCAAAUUCCAUGUCUACAUUUUCCGCAUAGAAAAUAAUUGAAGAAAAUUGGAACUGGAAUUUUAAUUUAAUUCCUGAAUUGUCGAAAUGGACUUGACCCCAACCCUUUCACUGUUUGAGUUUAUUGGUGUUCUUCUUCAGUUGUGUUUCAAAUGUGUUUUGUUUGGCUUGUGAAACUCAUCUGAGCCUGUAUGUUGUGUUUCUUUCAGACCAUGAUGGACAACUAA